Messenger RNA from Fragaria vesca subsp. vesca, 3623 nucleotides. RefSeq lists its product as uncharacterized. The record is from RefSeq and is a predicted model, not a curated record. The coding region runs from base 221 to 3304 and encodes 1027 amino acids. The transcript has 9 exons. Gene Ontology annotation, cellular component: nuclear pore. Lineage: Eukaryota; Viridiplantae; Streptophyta; Magnoliopsida; Rosales; Rosaceae.
CGUCAUCUUCAUUUUUCAUUCCAAACUUCCUUCCUCUUCUUCCUUCUUCUCUAUUCUCACACGCAAUCAAUCUCUGAAGCACAGACUCACUCUCUCUCUGAAUCAAAGCUCCACAAUCAUCACGCUUCUCUUCUCCGUCGUCGUCUUCAUCGUCCACAUUGCUCAACAUCGCUCGAUGAAUGUGGAAGUGUUUUGACUGUGUUGUUGUUUUGCGUAAACAAUGGUGCUUGGGAUAAGAGGUAAGAGCAGGAAGAGUGCUGCGGUUGAGGUGGAUUAUGUUAUACAUGUGCUGGAAAUUAAACCGUGGCCCUCGUCACAGGCUUUGAAAUCGGUUCAGUCUGUGUUUCUUCAGUGGGAGAAUGGGGAUCAGGCGUCUGGAUCGUUCUUUCGUAACGUUGGAGAUGAGAGGAUUGAGUUCGGGGAGUCUUUUAGGCUGCCGGUUGUUUUGUACAAGGAGAAGUCGAGGAAAAGCUCCGCGAGUGAUAGUUUCCAGAAGAAUAUCUUGGAGUUUUACUUGUCUGAACCUCGUAAGGACAAGGCGGCUAAAGGUCAUGGUUUGGGAUCGGCUGUAAUAAAUCUUGCAGACUACGCGAAUGCAGCUGAGACCACGAGUGUGAGUGUUCCGCUGAGCUUGAAGAAGAGUUCUAAGAGUUCAGCUCAGCCGGUUCUUUAUGUUAGUGUUCAGCCUUGUGGUAAAGAUGGCUGCAACUUGUCCAAACAAGUGUCGCUGGACAAUAAUGAAAAUUAUGGAAGUACGUCUGUUUCAGGGUCUCUGAAUGAGGUGGAUGGCGAGAUUGAUUCUUUCACUGAUGAUGAUGGUGAUGAUCGUUCUUCACAUUCAUCACGUACUGUGACCUCUUCCGCUUUUGAGGCACCAGUCAGUUCAUCACCAAGUGCUGAUAAGAAUGCAUCAGAAUCAACGAUUGAUAACACUAGAAGGACUUAUGGGGAACCAACCGUACAUUCUGUACCAGCUCCUGCAAGCACUGUUAUGAAUCAAGUCGCUAAUGCGUUGAAACAUCAAAGUGGAAGUUCAUCUCCAUUGUCGUCAAUAGGCUCUUCCUCCCCUCAGAAACCUGCUUAUGAUUAUAUUUCUUUGCCUCACCGUCCAAGGGACAGCUCAGUGCCAAGCUUAAAAAAAUCAUUGACUCAGUCUGUUCAAUCUUCUUCCUCUUCUGGCUAUCAGGAUGAUCAUCAAGAGUUUGGUGAUUAUAAUUUUAAGACCAACAGAAUUCACAAGAGUCUUACUAGCAGAGGUGUCAGAAUGCAAGAAAAUGCACAAGAAGCUACUAAGGGAAAAAAUGUGAGCAACCAUGCUUCUGAAGGUACAACCUCAAGUAUGUCUGUGCAGCAGGAUACAAACUCAUUAUCUGCAAGCUACGUAGAUUUAGAAUCCCCCCGAGAGGAUGACCAUCUCGUGAAGGUGAACGACUAUUCUUUUGAUGGCAAAUUAGCUUCCAGAUUACAAGCUGGUACCAGAAAGCCAGUCACUAUAAAGAGUGAAACUUUUACAGUCAGCAACAAUGUUGGAGCAUGGGAAAACAAGGUUAAAAGUACUGAAGUAAAGCAAGUAGAGUCUUUGGAACCUUCUGUAUCAGCUAAGAACAAUGGUCUGUUAAGAAAACACGAGUUGAAAAAGAAGUCAAAGGAAGCUGAGACUCCUGAGGAUGGCCAUGUUGGUGGUAUCAUUAGUGCAAAGAGUAAAAGAGAAGAAACAACAACCAGCUCUUCUGAUAGUAAAAAUGAGUUGGAGUCUACAAUUGAAAUGCUUAAGGACGAGUUGAGAGAAGCUGCUGCUGUUGAGGUUGCCCUUUACUCCAUUGCUGCUGAGCAUGGUGGUAACGCGAAUAAGAUCCAUGCUCCUGCUCGUCGACUUUCUAGAUUCUAUAUUCAUGCAUGCAAAAUGGGAUCUCAAGCUAAGAAGGCAAAUGCAGCAAGAGCUGCUGUUACCGGAUUAAUUUUGGUUUCUAAAGCUUGUGGAAAUGAUGUUCCAAGGUUGACUUUCUGGUUGUCGAACUCAAUUGUGUUGAGGGCUGUUGUCAGUCAGGGCUUAGUGAAAGCUCAAGUUUCAAAUGGUAAACGGACUACAAUUAAAGGCGGUGGACAGCAUUUAGCGGGUGGGCGUUUAUCAGAAAAGGAUAGAAUUCGUACUCACAAGGAUGAGAAAAAUAACAUUCUUAAAAGUACUGAUAAUUGGGAAGAUCCGCAUAUAUUUAUGGUUGCUUUGGAAAAGUUUGAAGCUUGGAUAUUCUCCCGGAUAGUUGAGUCUGUAUGGUGGCAGAAUAUUACUCCACAUAUGCAGCCUGCAGCUGCGAAAGGCUCAAGCACAAGGAAAGGAAAUGGAAGAAAGAAUGGUUUGGGUGAUCAGGAGCAGGGUAAUUUCUCUAUUGAGCUGUGGACGAAGGCUUUCAAAGGUGCCUGUGAAAGGCUUUGUCCUGUUCGAGCUGGCGGCCAUGAGUGUGGCUGCUUGCCUUUGCUAGCGCGUUUGGUCAUGGAGCAGUUGGUGAAUAGGUUGGAUGUGGCUAUGUUUAAUGCUAUUCUUCGUGAAAAUGCUGAAGAGAUGCCUACAGAUCCCGUAUCUGACCCUAUAAGUGAUUCCAAGGUUCUUCCAAUUCCAGCUGGAAAAUCAAGUUUUGGGGCAGGUGCACAGCUAAAAAAUGUGAUUGGAAGCUGGUCCAGAUGGCUGACUGAUCUAUUUGAUAUGGAUGAUACUGAUGUUCCAGACAAUGAGGAUGAACUCACUGAUCACAAGGGGCAGGAGUGUGAAACAACCUUCAAAGCUUUCCGUCUUCUUAAUGCUUUGAGUGAUCUCAUGAUGCUUCCAUCUGAAAUGCUAGCAGAUAAAUCCACCAGAGAAGAGGUAUGCCCUACAUUCGGUGCAUCAUUGAUCAAGAGGGUCCUAUACAAUUUUGUUACAGAUGAGUUUUGCCCAGAUCCAAUUCCCGAAGCAGUUUUUGAGGCUCUUGAUGAUGAGGAGAAUCUGGAAGCUGAAACAGAAUCUGUUACAAGUUUCCCAUUUAUUGCAAAUCCCACAUUCUAUUCACCACCUCCAGCUACUGCUUCUCUAAUAGGCAUUGCAGGAGAGGUGGGGAGCCCAGCUCUGAAGAGUGGGUCAUCAGUGCUUAAGAAGUCAUAUACGAGUGAUGAUGAGCUUGAUGAGUUGGAUUCACCAAUGACUUCAAUUGUAGAAAAUUCGCUAGUUUCCCCCAAGUCAUUGACAGCCAACCCAAUGCUGAAGUGGAAGGGUGGUCGCAAAGUUGUCCGAUAUCAACUCCUCCGUCAGGUAUGGAAGGACAGUGAUUGAAAUCUUCUCUUUCAUGUAUGUUGCUGUACUUUGGGGUGGGUUUUUUACUGUAGAGUUUUCUAAACUUGCCACCCCUGUACAUGUAUAUUAGGGAGUAUAUUCCAAUUUCUCAUAGCAAUAUGUUUAUAAACAGGGUGCAAUGAGGCAUAUUAUUUUGUGAAUAGAGGAAAGUGGGUGUUGUAACCUAAGCUUUGAUGCCCCAGUUAUAGUUUUGUACUGUGUAUUUGAUGGCAUUGUCGCUUCCACAAAUGAUUUAAGCCAUACAUUAAGAAAAUAAAUCAACCAUGAAUAGCAUGAGCACAAUGAUCCUUGAGGUUUG